UUCCACCUACAUCUAGGUCUCUGUAGUCUUUUUUCAUCUGGCUUGGUCACUAGAAGACGAAAUACAAAAUUUCAUUAGAAUCACAGAUGGUCAUGAAAAUUCUGCCCUUAAACCGUUUACUUGACAUUGAAUGACCCAUGUAUUUUUUGUAGGAAUUGUUCAGUGUUUAAAUUUAAUUGUGACAGAUUGGUGUACAGGACCCCGUAAUGCACUGUAUGGAAUUAGGGUCUUUAUAAAUAAGUGAACAGUUUGAAGCCUCAUCAAAACCAUUGUUUAAAUUUGAACUUGAUAUUUUGGGUGCUUGUAGACUAGAUUUGUCUGCUUUAUGGAGUCUUUGUACUGUAGGUACUAACAGUUUGGGGGCUGGGCCUUUCUAUAUUCAUAUCAUGUAUAAUGUAAAAAUAUUAUGCCAUAAAGGAAGUACCCCAAUCAUGUUUGAGAAGUUAAUGAAAUUCAGCAUCUGCAUAAAAAUACACAAGAAAGUAUGACAACAGUUUUAUCCUGUAUAUAACCAACAUUUUAAAGUGUGCAUCAUCUGCAGCAUGUGUAUAAGUUUCAAAGCAGUACAGUGAUUUUCCCCCCCACCUCUGUGGAGAGAAGCACAAUUUAAGGAAAUUGUAAGGUCCUAGAAAUUACACAAUUUCCGUUUUCUGGUUUUAUAUCCGUUGUUCCAACUUAUAAUUAUUGUAAAAUGAAUCUAUCAUGUAGUUGUAAUUGCGCAUCAAGUAUGACUUUCAGUAGUUUGUUAACAUUCUAAGGAAUACUGAACAGAUUUGAAAAUUAAAAUUACUGUCACCUGCAUGGGAAGCUUUGAUUGCAGUCUUCUGGGUUGUAACUCGAUGUAGUCUUUGGAGGAACAUGCUGCCUUUAUCAUGAUAGUAGGAGAUAGUUUAACACUGAAAAUGGAGAAUGCAUGUUCCUCUGCAACAGGUGGUGUCUUCCUACAAGACUGUAUAUUGUCACAACCUGGGAGGCCAUAGUGUGAACAGCAUUUGAGAGUUAUAACCAUGAAUCUAUGGUCAGUGAAUUGGAACUGUUGUUGAGAGCUCUAAAUGUUUAAUUUGAAGAUUUUUUUUGCCAGUAUCAAGUAUUUUAAUUGUGUUCUUGUGUUCAAGAAUGAAUAAAUUCCACAGCCCUUAAUGAUACCAUAUCCAAAGCAUAGGAUAUGUUUUUUUUUUCUUAUACAAGAUUUAACUGUCUCAUAAUACAGGUGUAUUUAAUGUGUAUUGAAUGAAUUAAUAUUAAUAUGCUUAAUUUAGUUUUAAAAUAUUGGUUUGAUGAGAGAUUUAUACAUAUACCUGGAUGCCUGAAUAAAAAAAAAUGCUCUUGGCUCUUUGGCUGAUGAAUUGUUUUUCUGUAUUUUCAAGAGCAGCUGUGAGGUAAAUUGGUGGUUAGAGCUGUCAGUUGUAUUAGAUAUUUAGUAUUAGCGGUUAUUAUAAGAUUCUCUGCGCUCUCUUUCCUCCCUUUUUUGUUAUGUUUGCAGUAGAAGUGUACACUUUGAAUGAUUUGUUACAGAUUCUGUUUCAGUUAGCAAACUGUAUGGUAAAGAGAGAGUGGCUUGAAUUUACCAGUGCAGAUUCAUAUGUGUGAAAGAGACGUUUUAUUGUGUGGUUGGAAAUGUGGUGUACAAUGAUGGAUUGUGGUUCCAGCAAAAUAUAAUGACGCUGAGAGGUUUGCGAGGAUGGAGACAGAAACAGAAAGGUUGUCGUGUUGCUAACACCUUAAUUACACCAGGCAGUUUCUCUUCCUUUUAGGUGGACAGAAUCGAGUUGGGGGAGAGUCCUGCUCCACACUAACCAUGGUGUAUCAUAGGUCGGACAGCGGAGGUUCGAGCUCUGCCAGCUCUGCUGCCAGAAGGCACUCCGAGUCCUCGCGGGGGUCAGCUCGAGAUGAGGAACGCCCCAAAUCUAGAGACGACAGAGAAGACUCCAAAUACAGUAGCGAUUAUUUGAGAGGUAGCUCAAGAUAUAAGGAUGGGAGGUACUCUGAAGGUUCCAGAUCCAGAAAUGGCAAAGAUGACGGAAAGUACAGUGAUAGUUCAAGAUACUCUAAAGAUUCAAGAUCUGGAGAUGGACGGGAAGAAGGGAAGUACUAUGACAGGUCCAGGGAUGGACGUGAUGAAGGUUCCAGGUACAGGGAAGGAAAGGAUGAUGGGAGAUAUUCAGAGAGCAGUUCAAGAUAUAGUGACACUGGGAGAUACCAGGAAGGUUCGAGACACUCUGAUAACCGUUAUUCUGAGGGAUCAAGAUACAGCUCUGGAGGAUCAAGAUUCAGCAGUAGUGGAGGAAAUGGAGACAGCUGGCACUCAGAGUCGUCACGUUAUCGAGAUGAUAGUGGUAGAUAUUAUGGCGGGGGAAGCUCCAGAUAUCGUGGGGAAGAUGGUAGUGGAUACAGUGAAAGGGAGGGUUCUCAUUAUGGGAAGGAAGAUACAGUGACAGAUGACUUGGCAGCAAAUACUACAGCAAAUUCUGAUCAGGAAAAACUCACAAAUGUGUUCCAGAAUGAUGGUAGUUUUUUGGAGAUGUUUAAGAAAAUGCAAGAGGCUAAUAACAAAACAAAUCCUGAAACAGUUGAAACCCCUGCCUCAGAAACAAGUACUCCUGAAACAAGUACAAGUGUUAAGCAGGAAGAAGCACCUCGACAAGUGUCAGCUGUUCCCAGACGGGGAGUGGCUCCUGGUAUUGUAGGUAAGCGACGAGGUGGGCGAGUUCUUCCAACAGGGAUGGUGAAGAAACAGAAGCGAGAAGAAGAGGAGGAGGAAACACCAAAGGAUGCUUGGUCUUUGUAUAUGGCAGAAGUCCGCAAAUACAAAGAGGCAUCAUGUGAAGAGGAAGGAAAGACACGCCCACUUGUCAAGUAAAAUGACCUGCGGUAAUAACUG
This is a messenger RNA of Cryptotermes secundus, 2881 nucleotides long. Its product is annotated as hornerin. The record is from RefSeq and is a predicted model, not a curated record. Gene Ontology annotation, molecular function: 5'-3' exonuclease activity; 3'-5' exonuclease activity. The coding region runs from base 1799 to 2860 and encodes 353 amino acids. NCBI's taxonomy places the organism in Eukaryota, Metazoa, Arthropoda, Insecta, Blattodea, Kalotermitidae. The transcript has a single exon.